Molecule: messenger RNA, 1630 nt
Organism: Prorocentrum cordatum
Lineage: Eukaryota; Dinophyceae; Prorocentrales; Prorocentraceae
Source: the annotation of a GenBank genome assembly
CCUCGAUAUGAUGCUGUCGGCCAUGGUCGCCCGCGUGUCAUCACAACUGAGGUUAUCCAGGGGGGGUCUGGAGCCGCCUUCCGCCACCAUAUCGCCGUCUUCUUUCUCCUCGGCGACGAGCAGCGGUGUUUGAUUUCACCACCGCGACGGCGAAGACUGGCACAGACAGUGUGACCAGUGGGACAGAGAAUCGAAGCUGCAGGAGCCGGGAGCCGAUCGCGGAGCUGGUGAGGAGGCGCGUCUCGCACCUGCCCAAAGCGUGGAUCUUCUACGUGGGCGACCACGAGAUCCCUGCGGAUCUGGAAUCGUUGGGCUUGCCCAUCGUCGCGCGAGGGCAGGCGACGUCCCUCAGCGCCGAACUCUCGUCGCACUCGGCCGACCAGGCAGUCGACCCCGUGUCCCGCGGCCUCGGUGCCCUCUGGGAUUACUUCUUAUGCUCGCAGAUGCCAGUCUUCGUCGGUAAUUCGGUGUCCACCUGGAGUGCCUCCCAGAUUGCGCUACGAGACACCGCGGCCUCAUGGUACAACUCUUUUGACAUUUCUCUGGCGCUGUACCUGAGGGACUUCAUCGUUCCGUUUGUGUACACGUACGCUGAGGAGAGCUCGCCCAAAGGCAAGCUGUUUUACUGUAGGUGUCGAUCCUCUCCGUGAGGAGGCAGAUGCCAACUGCGAGCAUCCACAUGCUGUACCACGCGACGCAGAUCUCCGAGGCUGGCUGAUCCAUUACGGCGUCGUCAUCCAGGAGCACCAGCCGAAGUGGCGGGGAAAGCGGGAGGACAUGCGCCGCGCGCUCUUGAAACACCGCAGCCAUCCCAGCCGCCCGUAUGAUAGCCCUGGGAACUGCUUUGGCACAUCUCAGCGCGUCGACAUUCCCCCAACUUUUGUCCAGCUGCCAGUGUACUGUAUACUGUUGGACUCGGAUGCGUUUGUUGUCCAGCCGUUCACGAUCGUGGAUUCGGGUGCGAAGCUGCCCCGUGGAUUGGCCUUCUCAUCCGAGCUUGACGAGGACGGCGUCAAGCCGCUCAACGCUGGCGUCUCACUGCUGAACGUCCCGUUUCUCCGCGAAAGCAUCGACGAGUUUCAGGAAUUCGCGUUCAACCACACCGACUCUGAUUUUGUCAACGGCCUGGGCGACCAAGGCGCGUUCCUUGACUUUUACGGGAAGGACAUUGAAUUCUUAAACCCCAGGUUCAACAUGAAACCAUACUACAAGAACGAGGCAAACUGGAACCAUACGUACAUCGUCCAGUACCACGGGUUGAAGCCACACGAGCAGAUAGCAUAUUGGUUCGACGGGACGUGUGAGCCGCUGCAGUGCUAUCUGAUAUCCAAGUUCUCCGACUCCCCGUAUGAAUACGAGGCGAUGGUGGAGUUCGCCAGGGCUGCCGCUCUUGAGGGCCCAGGCUCUGGGUCCCGACAUCUGACGCCACCCCUACGUCCUAUGUCGCCACAAUAACUUCUCAGUGUAGGCGGGUAGGGUACAUCCGCGGGUGGGGUAUAUCAAUCGCCCUCAUUUUUGUCAUCUGGGUUCCCCCACCCCUGUACCCUCCAAUCCGCGCUGAAGGCUCGCGGCGGCUCCGCGCUGGUUGUUUUGGACCUGCGUUGUCGCUGGCCGCCUUCGCCUUUGGUCA